Messenger RNA from Drosophila arizonae, 4888 nucleotides. RefSeq names its product cadherin 87A (gene Cad87A). Lineage: Eukaryota; Metazoa; Arthropoda; Insecta; Diptera; Drosophilidae. Gene Ontology annotation, cellular component: catenin complex; plasma membrane. Gene Ontology annotation, biological process: multicellular organism development; homophilic cell-cell adhesion; cell migration. The record is from RefSeq and is a predicted model, not a curated record. Gene Ontology annotation, molecular function: calcium ion binding; beta-catenin binding; cadherin binding.
UUUCAUUUUCAGUCGACAAAAUGAAGUGGACGCUGACGCUGUUAAUAAUCUGUCUGGCAUCGGACCUAGUCAGCUCUGAGACAAAUUUGCCACCUGUCUUUACACAAACACUCAACAAUAUUGUGCUGUACGAGAAUAAGCCAGUGGGCUCAGUGGUCUUUCGAUUAAAGGGCUACGAUCCUGAGGAGAGCAAUGUCACAUUUGGCUCCAUUGGCUCCGAUCAUUUCAGCGUGGAUCCAAUUUCUGGAAAUAUAACACUGAUUAAGCCAUUGGAUCGCGAGGAAACGGAUAGCUUGACAUUUUUGGUAUCGAUCAGAGAUCGUGUGGAYCCAAACGGCGAAUCCGARCAGGACAAUGUGGUGGAACAACCUAUUACAUUCAUCAUACUGGAUGAGAAUGAUAAUCCGCCAGAGUUUCAAAAUACCCCCUAUGAAGCGGACGUUAAUGAAGAUGCGGCUGUUGGCACCACAAUAUUUGACAAAAUAUUGGUCAAGGAUCGCGACACAAUCGGUGACAGCCUUGAUCUCAAAUGUGUUCCACAGCAGCAAAGUCCUGAAGCGUGCAGCAAAUUCCAUUUGCAAUUGCUAACCCGGGAGCCGACUAUCCUAACGGCUGCUGUGGUGCUCAACGAUACCUUGAACUACAACCAGCGCAUGAUCUAUCAUUUCCAAAUCGAGGCAAGCGAUGGAGUGCACAAAACCCAAACCACUUUUGAGGCACGCGUCAAGGAUGUGCAGGAUAAGCCGCCAGUGUUUCAGCGAUCCCUUUCAACAGUCAUCGACGAGGACAGUCCCAUCAACACUUUGGUGCUCACCGUUCAGGCUCGUGAUGGUGACAAGGGCGAACCACGGAAAAUUGUCUACGAUUUGCUGAGCAAUCCCAAUGAUUACUUUCUGCUGGACGCAAACAGUGGCGAACUUCGCACCGCGAAGCCCUUAGAUCGUGAGGCACUGACAGAUUCUACUGGUUUGAUUUCACUGGUGGUACGGGCCCGCGAGGUGGUGAAUGAUGUGCCUAGUGAUGACCCCUUGACCAGUGCCACAGCCAGAGCUACAGUGACCAUACGUGAUGUGAAUGACUCUCCACCCAAAUUUAAUAAGAAGGAAUACGAUGUGUCGCUGCUCGAAAACACCCCGGAGGGUACUCCACUGGCCCUGGACAUGAGUGUCAGUGAUGCCGAUGUGGGCAUCAACUCGAAGUUUGCGCUGCGCUUAGAGGAUGUGUCCGGGGUGUUCGACGUGGAGCCUAAGCUAGUCACUGGCUACUCGCAGGUAAACAUACGUGUUGCCAAUGGGACUCUGGACUACGAGAAUCCCAAUCAGCGGAAGUUCAUAGUGUUGGUAAUUGCGGAGGAGACGGAAACGAAUCCCAAGCUAUCCUCCACAGCAACCAUAACUGUAAGUGUGCUGGAUGCUAAUGACAACAAGCCGAGCUUCGAGCAGGAGAGCUACUCGGCCACAGUCUCCGAGGCAGCCCUACCCGGACAGUACAUAACUACGAUUACCGCCAAGGAUGUGGACUCGAGCAGUUUCGGWGAUGCAGGGAUACGCUACAGCCUCUCCGGCACUGGCGCCGAGCUGUUCCAUGUCAAUGAGCAAACGGGCGUCAUUACCCUGGGCGAUUGCCAGAGCGAAAGCAACAGGCGCCAGCGACGUGACCUCCAUGAGAAUGACAGCGAUGGUCACGCACUCGAAAUGCUUUCCAUGGAGGCGGAACACAGCCUCGACCAGCGACAGAUUAACACAGAGCCCACCGUGCAAUACACGUUAAUCACGCAGGCGCCGUUGCAGUCGGAGACAGCAGCAACAGCAGCAGAAGCAGCAGAAGCGGGAACAGCGGCAACAUCAGCGGUAGCGGCGGCAGCUGCUAAUGAUGACAAAGCCGCCAGCAGCAAGGCGCCGGCGACGUGUCUGGACUAUGAAACGGAGACCACGUACUUCUUGUCAUACAAGGCCACCGACGACAAUGGACAAGGUCAGACCUCUGUGGUCUCCCUGCGGAUAUCAGUGAGCGAUGCCAAUGACUCACCGCCCGUAUGUGAGAGCCCCCUCUACAGGGCAAGUGUGGAUGAGGGCUCCCUGGUCUUUGAUUCGCCCCUGGUUGUUAAGGCGCGCGAUGCGGACACAAUGUCCAGCAUUAGCUACCGGAUUAUUGGCUCACCGCAGAUCGAGAGCAUMUUUGACAUUGACAAGCGAAGCGGCCAGAUCAGCAUACGCCCCAAUGCCAGCCUGGAUGUAACGAAUCUGAAGAGCGAGCAGCUCAUAUUUGUGGUCGAAGCCAACGAUGGACUCUUCACGGCCAACUGCGGCGUCAACAUUACAGUGCGCGAUGUCAACAACCAUGUGCCCAACUUCCAGCAGCAAAACUAUAGUGCCGUCGUCGAAGAGAACUCGGAGAUCGGCACCAGCGUUGAGAAACUGCAGGCCACCGAUCUGGAUACGGGCAAGAAUGCGGAGCUACGCUAUCGCAUACAACAGGGCAGYUUCAAUGACUUCGACAUUGAUGAGCGCACUGGCGAGGUGUUUGUCUCCCGCAAACUCGACUACGACAGGCGCAACACAUAUCACCUACAGGUGCAGGCGGCCGAUCUGGGCACGCCCAGUCUCACGGGCACCGCCACAUUGACAAUCAAUGUGCAGAACAGCAACUAUACUCUGUACAUAUUGGCCAGCAUCAAGGCGGAUUUACAUAUAUCUGAAGAGGAGCGCGCCUCGUUUUCGAUCAAGACAUUGAAUCGAGACAAUACAGUCGCUAAGGUAGCUAUCACCGUGCUCGAUGUAAAUGAUAAUGCGCCGGUAUUUGAGAAACCCGUUUAUUAUGCGGGAGUCAAUGCCAAUGCCAAAAUGAAUGCGGCCAUCACGAUGGUAAAUGCUACGGAUGCGGAUCAGGGUAAAAAUGCCAAGAUUGAGUACAUGAUCGUUGCCUCAAAUCUGUACAAAUUCGGUGCCACAAAAUCAACGGGCUCCAUUGUGCCCAGUCCGUUUGCCAUAUCGCAAGAUGGCCGUAUCACAGCGAAUACAAUAAUGGCGGAGUACAACCAAGAUCGGUUUGAGUUGGAGAUUGUGGCUAGAGAACUGGAGCAGCCGCAACGCUCGGCGAACACCAAAGUUAAUAUUUGGGUAUUUGAUGGUACUCAAUUGGUCAGGGUGAUUCUAUCCCGGCCACCAGAGGAAGUCUAUCAGGAGCAGGAAGAGAUCAUAGCCGAGUUACGCAAUGCUACGCAGCAUCGCAUCAUUGUGGACGAAAUUCGUUUCCAUUUGGACUCUAUUGGGCGUAUUCGCAUGGAUUGGUGCGAUUUGUAUUUCCAUGCCGUGGAUCCGCAGUCACAGCAAAUAGCGCCCGUCGAUGAAAUUCUGAAGGAUAUUGACAGAAACUAUGAUUAUCUCAAGGAUUACUAUGCAGGCUUUGCCAUAGAGAAUGUUGUGCCUGCUUAUAUAGCGAUUGUGCAGGAUGAGUUUGAUUUGGCCGUGGCUGGUCUUGUCGCACUGGUCAUAGUGCUAUUUGUGGGCGUAAUUAGCUUCAUUGUACUCUGCUGCUGUCUGAAGCAUUGGAAUCUCUCAGUGCCCGUAGAGACACGUCGCAAGGAGGCCUUGAUCAAAAAGCAAAUUAUCGAGGACUUGAAUACGACGGAGAAUCCGCUCUGGAUUGAACAAAAACUCAAGCUGUAUGAGGAGCAAGAGUUGACCAUGCAAGUAUUUUCGGAGCCUGAUCACAUAUCUAACUCAGAUGCUCCAGGUCAUUUAGAUCAUCGCAGUUCCCUGGAACAGGUGCAUCAUGGCCAGUCGGUGGACAACACGUAUGCCACCAUCCAGCCACGCAACAAUCAGAAUCGCCUGACUGCCGGCUCUGGUGGCAACGGUGGUGGUGGCUCCAUUUCCAUGCGAAGCGGUGGUGCAGCCAGUGGCGGUGGGAUUGGCGGUGCUGGCCUGCUUCUAACACGUAUUGAUCCGCAUGGCAAUGAUUUUGCGGACUAUGCAACGCUUCGCAAUAAUCGAGCUCCUUCUAUGUACGAGUUCACGGGCUCCACAUUCCAGGCACCAAUACGGGAUGGUGACGACGCCGUAGCCGAGCUUAUUUAAGCAGUUCAAUCUGCAGCUAAAAUCUGAAUUGUAAAUGUUGUAGUAGCUAACUAUAUAGAGAACCCGUAGAUACGAUUUAGUUCAAUUCAUAUAAUUUUUGCAUUUUCCGAGUUAGCCGUUGCGUAAAUAUAACUUUAUAUAAGUGCAUAUACAGACACUAUCAUAUACACAAUUAUAUUCAUAUACAUAUAUAUAUAGCGUAGUGGUAUGUAAUAUGCUAACGAAUAUUUCAAGCUCAACUAAUCAAGAAACAAAAUGAAACUUUAUAAUACUAACGUAUUAAAGUGUGUAAACGGCUACAAACUAAACCCCAUAGUGGAAUUUCUCCCGCAUAAAUAAUGACAAUAAUAUAUAUGAACAAACCGCACAUAUAUAUAUACAUGCAUAUAAAUAUAUACCUAUAUAUAUCUACUGAAAAUAUGGAUGUCUAGCGUAAUAUGUAAGCGUUAGUUAUGGUUAAUAUAAUUGAUUUACUCGACUUGAAUAACGCCGCGAUAUUAGUUUAAACGCGAACUCACUUUUAUGUAUUACUAAGUUAUACCAUUUAGAAAAAGACUAAAUUAUUUGCUCUUCCAAUUCGUAUUACGUUAGUUUCGGUCUUUAACUAUUAGUCCUUAAGUUCAUAGUUUAAUUAGCCGCGCUUGCUCAUACACAUAAGUUAAAUAUAUUUAGUUCAAGAUAUUAUUAUAAAAAUACAUAGAAGACGUUUGUGCAACAUCAACUGUUCUAUGGAGUCCAUGAGAACAGAGUCAUAACUCAUUUGUUUGCAUUUACAGUAUGAAUACGAUAUAAUAAACAAUCAAAUAAAC